UAAUAUUUGAAGCAAAGGAAAGAAAUUUUUUGCCAAGACGCUAUUAUUUUAAUAACAUGAUUUUCAUUCAACACCAUUAUUGUAUAACAUAACUUUCUUUCUCUUUCUCUGAACCCAACAAUGGCUUCAAGUGGCGAUGCAGCACCAGAGUUCUACCAAAACGUCGUCGUAAUGCGUCACGGCGAUCGCGUCGACAACUUCGAACCCAUGUGGGUCACCUUCGCCACCCGACCCUGGGACCCGCCCCUGAUCCAACAGGGUCGGGUUCGAGCCUUCGCCACGGGUCGCGAGUUACGCAAAAAACUACCUUUCACUCUCAAUCGCGUUUUCGUCUCUCCCUUUCUCCGAUGUGUCCAAACCGCCGCCGAAGUCGUCGCCGCCCUCUCCGCCGUAUCCGACAACCAAGACCCCAAUAACCUCACCGGCGAUGGCGUCCCCAUCGAUCCCUCUAAAAUCAAGGUCGCUGUUGAAUAUGGCUUGUGUGAAAUGAUGAGCAGGGCAGCUAUUAGACUUGACGUGGUGCCUAAAGACGGAAACUGGGGUUUCGAUAUUCCGAAGCUCGAGGCUCUGCUUCCGGCAGGGACAGUAGAUAAGAAUGUGAAAAGGGUCUAUGAAAAGUUGCCCCAGUGGGAAGAAGAUCCAAACUUGCACACAAGGCCUAGAUAUAAGCAAAUAGUUAAAGAUCUUGCUGACAAAUAUCCUACGGAGAACUUGCUGCUUGUCACACAUGGGGAAGGAGUUGGGGUGGCUUAUUCUUCAUUCCAAAAGGAGGUUGAAGUGUAUGAUGUUGAUUACUGUGGAUACGCCCAACUCAGACGCCCAAUUUUCAAGAAAGAUCAAUCAUUCACUGCAGGAGAAUUUGAAGCUAUUGUUCACAAUGGUCAAACUGGUAUAAAAUGCAUCGAAAACAAAACUGCACAAUAAUGGCCAUCUACACCUCCGAGGCCUGAUUCUCACUUACUACUGUGGCUACUUCAUGUUUGAUUCCUCCAAAGACUAAAUGAUUCUGUAUUGAGAAUGUUUGAUUGAGUAGGAACACAAACACCAUUAUUAUUCUUCACUCGAUUGAAUGGUAAACAUAGGAUGAAAAGAAAAGUAUGGUUUUACUUUUCCCCAUUAUAAUCAGAAUAAGUUAAUGGAUACAUUAUAUGAAUUUAC
This is a messenger RNA of Vigna umbellata (rice bean), 1158 nucleotides long. RefSeq lists its product as uncharacterized. NCBI's taxonomy places the organism in Eukaryota, Viridiplantae, Streptophyta, Magnoliopsida, Fabales, Fabaceae. The record is from RefSeq and is a predicted model, not a curated record.